Molecule: messenger RNA, 3802 nt
Organism: Aquila chrysaetos chrysaetos
Lineage: Eukaryota; Metazoa; Chordata; Aves; Accipitriformes; Accipitridae
Gene: NENF
Product: neudesin neurotrophic factor
Exons: 5
Coding region: 225-650 (141 amino acids)
Cellular component (GO): membrane; endomembrane system
Source: RefSeq, a predicted model, not a curated record
GCCCUGCUCGGCGUCCUGCCGGCCGCGGCCGAGCGGGAGCUGCGCUUCAGGCCGCCGGCCGAGGCCCCGGUGCGGCUCUUCACCGAGCCCGAGCUGGCCAGAUACGACGGGCAGCAGGCGUUCGUGAGAAGUUUGUUGGCAUUCGUGCGUUGCUGACCUGCUAUUCAUUUGUCCUCCUGGCAGCUGCGGAGUUUGGUCCGUUGAAGUUGGGUACAGACAAUUAGAUGGCACGAUCCUCUUUUACUCAUUGCCUGCUUGACGAUGUACUCAUGCCAGUGAAUUUCAUAUUACCACAAGUUAGAGCCAAAGAAGGACAGCCCAUUUACCUGGCGGUGAAGGGAGUAGUAUUUGAUGUCACUUCUGGAAAAGAAUUUUAUGGAAAAGGAGCCCCAUACAAUGCUUUGGUUGGAAAAGACUCAACAAGAGGAGUUGCAAAGAUGUCUCUGGAUCCAGCAGAUCUUACACAUGACAUAACAGGACUCACAGAAGAGGAACUGAAGUCUCUGGAUGAUAUCUUCAAUAAUGUUUAUAAGGCCAAAUAUCCAAUUGUUGGCUAUACUUCUCGCCGAAUUCUGAAUGAGGAUGGCAGCCCCAAUCUAGACUUUAAACCUGAAGAUCAGCCACAUUUCAACAUUAAAGAUGAGUUUUGAGGAAUAUUUUUGUACCUAGAGAAUGCCUGGGGAGAGGCAUAAUAGAAUAUCAUAUUGAUUCCCUGUUUUCUGGAGUUCAUUACAACAAUUAGCUAUCAUGAGUCAGUUUUCUGUUUAGAAAAUAUAUAUGUCUGUACACAUACAGUUUAGAGGAAACAAAUGGAUCUAUAUUAGUGUCAUACACUUGGGCUGUUUGUUCUGAACUAUGGGAAUUAUUUCACAUGAAAGUUCUUUCUGCCUGGAUUUCUCUGUGUACAAGUGUGUAAUGUAAAAUUACAUUCCUUAGAAAAGAUAAGGCAGUUUUUAAUAGUUGAAACAUGACUGGUCUUUUUGUAAAUCCCAAGUUGUUUCCUACUCCUUGGAAAAGUGUGAAUGCAUUAUCUGGACGAGCUAACAUCAGUUCUCUGUGCUUCACAUGAGUGUUGGUAUCACAUGUACAAACAGGUGUAAUAGAGGCUUACAUUUUAAAAAGCAUUAUAGGAUUUAAUAUUUGAUAGGUUUGAGAAUACUGGAUAUAAAACCACUCAAUCUCUUCAAAUGCAGUUACUGUGGAAUAUUUAUGCAAAGCCUACAGCUGUAAACCAAGAAAAAGAAUUAUUUUUUCCCCCAUGAGAACUACUGUGGCAUUUUAAGUAAGACUAUUAUUAUGUUAGUUUUGAAUAAAUGACACUUUAAUUUUUUUUAAAUAAUUAUCAAAGAUUUCAUCUAUAUUAGAUUAUGAUAAUUUCCUUCUAGCUUCCUCCACUCCUUCUCUGAUAAAAAAAGGAAAUGAUAGCCCACUGUUUACCACAAACUCUUACAGCACAAGUUUAUUAUAGUAGUUUAGUAUCCUGUGGAUAUUGUUAGCAUCUUUAUAUUGACAAUUUCAGCUCUCAUUUUUAAUUUCUCUUAGUUUUUCUUUGUUCUUACUCUGGCUUCAUCAUUGCUGCUGCAAUGAAGUGUGCAUUCACACGUUCCUCUUCCUUUUAACCUAAUACAAAACUGCAGAUCCUGUACGGUGAAAGCAGACCCCCUUUAUCAGGUUUCUCUGGCAGUCUUUCAGCAACAAGAGGACUGUAAAAGCAUAUGCUAUAUAAAUUGCUGCUAACCACUGACUUUCACUAACUUGAGUAGAAUGUAAGUUGUCAUGUAUGUGAAUUUAUCUGCCAGUGUGACAGGUUGAACUGACAUGGAAAAACUGAGCAGCUCCUCCCAAUUCUAUAUUAAUAAUAUAGAUGUAAUAAAAAUACAAUUCUAUAUUUCGUUCUCUUUCUUUAGCAUUUUGGCCAUUUUCUUUGAACGAAAGAUUUUUUUAGAUGACUCUCCACUUUAUGGUGUGCAGGAGACAGCUGCCUGUCAGUUGAAUAACUAGAAAAGCUGUUUCUAUUUAUUUCUCAUUUCUUUUCCAAUGUUACAGAUUUUACUCUAAGCUUGUUUUGUGUCUUACUAUUAGACCACUUAAUUUGCAGGAGGGACUCCAUGGCGCUCCCCCGCCCCUGCUGUUGGAUGGUGCUCUGUGGUGUAAUAAAUAAUUUAGCAUCUAAGAAUAUACUAUUGCUUCAGAGAACUAUUUCUGUUUUAUUAUUAUUAUUACUGCUGACCUUUUGAUUAGAUACCAACACCAGCUAGGAGUUGGCCCCUUGAUAAUGCCUGCCUACAGGUAUGGGUGUAUACCUGCCAUCUUUAUAGGAACGCAUGUGGGUUUAGUGGUAAUGGUGGUUGUUCUUUUGCCAGCAUUUCACAAAUAGUUUUCCAGUGUCUACUGUUUUCUCCCCUUCUCUUACCUUUGUUGCACGCUUCCUUAUGGGGCAGCUUCAGUAGCUGUGCUACGGUGAUUACUGUAACAAUCUUGGCUUCAUCUGCGAUCAGCAUAUCCAGCUGCGUGUCAAAAAUGUUGUAGCUAGGUGGUAAACUCAUCACCACUGAGUGGCUUAGUGUUACUAUUCUCUCCCUGCUUUUCCUGUUCAUGCUAUGAAGGUCACCUUUGCUGAUCUUGAAGUGGGUAACUCAGCUUCUAUUUGUUUCAGGUUCAUUUCAGUGAAGAAACCCUCCUGCUGCAACAGGAAACAGGGGUGAUAUAAACCCCACUCUUGUACUGUGAGAUCCUUGCAAAUCCAACUCGCCCUCACUCAUAUAUCUGUGAACGGAGGGAGAUGCUCUAGUCCUUCCUUUCUGUUAUUAAAGACAGGAUUAUCACAACUGAGGGCAUUUUAGAAUGCAGAACAUUUCCUUUUUAUUUCAGUUUGCGAACUGAAGGACUCACAGGUAAUCAUGUGAUAGCCUUCCUAGGCUAUUUCACUUGAGGUUCCCACUCAACAGAACAGUGUUAUGAUAAUAAGGCUUUAAGUGGGCAUAUAUCCUUAACAUGUUUUCACUGACUACUUUUCAAAAAUUAAUUCAGAGUAACACAGUAUUUCUUUUGGUGUUAAUUUAAUGACACUAUUUUAUGUCUAAGGUUGUUACUUGCCAACAGCCUGAAACUUACUGUGCUUAAAAGCAAACCGUCUGCUAUGGUGGUUUUGUUCAGUAAGUUGCAUUUCCCAGACCUCUGUGUUACUCCAGGAUGACAGGUGUCCUCACCAGCUAUACAUUGUACUUAAAACAAGCAAAUUGUAUGCUAUCCUUGUUUUUUCAGUCAGCUGCAUUUCCCUGACCUCUGUAUUAUUGCAGUAAAACAGGUACCCUCACUAUCUGUAAAUGGCACUCAAAACAAGCAAGUUGCGUAAAGCCCUGUUGUAUCCUCCUACUACUCCACACCUCCUUUGGAGAGUGAAGAAUUUCUUUUCAAUUUACUUGCUGCUUCCAGAUAACAUUGCAAAUGUCAUUAUUUUUGCUCUGCUGUUUGUAAAUCUGCAUCUUGCUAACUUAGCUUGGGUGUUUGAAUGGUCUGAGGUUUUAAUGAAUUGCUGCACCAAGAAUUUACUCUUCAGAAUGUUAAGAAUUAUCAGAUGGGUUCAUCACUUACAGGAUGCAUAACCUGAGUUGCUGUUUCCCACCUGGCACUGUUUUCAAUAGUCCCUCACUUUGAUCCUAAUACAUUUGACUAACUGCUGUGACAGGAUAGAUUCUAUCAUCUGUACUUUAAGAAUGACUUCUCUGAUUAACAACGGGAGCAACAGGACUAAUAAUAUAAGCAACAAAAAUUCAAUAAAGGGCAUGCAAUGAAAUGCAAA